UUUUACUUUAUGGUGGUAGUGAAUUGUUCUUUUUCUUUUUGUCUUCGUGGGAAGGUACCUUCUUUGGUUGAUGAUAAAAGUAGGAAGAAGUUUGAAGAAAUCUAAUUGAGUGAAUCGAUGUAUUGUGCAUAAGGUUGAGGAAAAAUAUUUACUUUUAUAUUGCACUUAUAAUAGUUGAAAAUAUUUAUAUAGUAUGAGAAAAUGAAACUAUUGGCACCCCUUGCAAAGCAGACGAGGAAUCUUGCAAUCUUACAAUGUUUGGACAACCGUGUAUGGAAUUAUGGGAAUGAAUUAGGCUUAUUUCCCAACUCUGUUACUUAUUUGGAGCUGUGGGUUUGAUUGGUCUCUGCACUGGAGGCGGAACGACAGGGAUGAAGUUUAAGUCAUUUCUUACUGAAAAUGGAGUAAAUCUCUUAGAAAAGAGGUUUCUCCCAGCCCUAGAAAAAAUGGGAAAGUUAUGCCAUCUCUUCCUUACGAGAGACCAUGUUAUGUUUCUCCACAAUCUUCUCAAUGGUGAUGGAAUCCAAUGCAUUGCUCAGUUUCGCAAGCAAGCUCUCUUCGAUGAUUAUCGUAUCUCCAGCCAGAAUGACGACCGCAUUGCUUUCGCCGUAGAUGUCUCGCUUCUCUAUCGUGCUGUUCGCAGCAGUGUCAGCAUCUGUACUGAUUUCAGUAAUGGACCUACUGCUAAUCGGCUCCAAAUGAAAUUGGUGAAAAAGCUGCCUCCAAAUUCUACUCAAUCAAUGCCUUUUCUCACUUUCGAAACUAAGGGUUACAAGAGUGCUGUUAUUCAAGAUGUGCCGAUCUCGAAACCAUUAUCUAGGGCUCAACUUCAUGAACUUCAAACUGCUCUUGAUAUGACACAAGAUCUACCUCAAACUCUGGUUCAAGUUCCAGAUUCAAAUCAGUUGCAGAACUUUGUGGAUCGCAUGAAACAUGUUGGUGAUGUUCUAAGCAUCUCUAUAAGCAAAUGCGGGGAUCUACAUUUACAGAUUUCAACAACUUUAAUCAGGCUUGGUGCUGAAUUUCGGAACUUGUUGGUGAUCGGAGAGCAAGCUGAAGCUCCAGCCGAAGAUCGAAAUCUCAGUGCUCAGACACGGUCAGAUAGAGCAAUUUUGAGGGGAGAUGCUCAAUCCGUCCAAGUGAGUGUGAGACACUUUUUUAGAAGCCUUCAAUGUCAACUUGCCAAGCCAGAUUGUGCUUUCUAUGGGAUUUCUCCACAAGGUGCCUGCUUGACGGUAAUAUUCCAGUUCUUCAUUCCUGGAACACGUCAGACAGAUAAGUCUAUCAGUUUACAUUGCAGGCUUCCUGUACUCGACCCAGGGUCAAACUGAAAAUUUAUUGUAGCUAAGUAUAUAGCUUCGGCCUUAAGAUUACGAUACUAGUUGAAUCCUUCUCUUAAAUUGUUCUAAUUCAGAGUUGCAGUUCCCUGUGUAAUCUUCAAGAAGCUAUUUCCAGGGAAAA
Carica papaya (papaya) is the source of this 1461-nucleotide messenger RNA. Its product is annotated as Hus1-like protein. Gene Ontology annotation, cellular component: nucleolus; checkpoint clamp complex; site of double-strand break. Lineage: Eukaryota; Viridiplantae; Streptophyta; Magnoliopsida; Brassicales; Caricaceae. The record is from RefSeq and is a predicted model, not a curated record. Gene Ontology annotation, biological process: telomere maintenance; nucleotide-excision repair; double-strand break repair via homologous recombination.